CGCCCGGAGCCGGGAGGGAGGAGGGAGGCGGACAGCGGCGGCUGCUCGUCUGCCCCGGAGUGUGCGGCGGACCCUCCCGCGCCCUCUCGCGCUCUGCCUCGGUCUCUGCCUGGCUACGGCCGCGGCCACCACGCUGCCCGCUCUUGCCCCUGCCUGGUUUUGCCUCUGGGUUUGUCGCUGAAGAUAUCCCAGUGAUGUCUGCAUUCAACCUGCUGCACUUGGUGACAAAGAGCCAGCCAGUGGCCCUGCGAGCCUGUGGGCUUCCCUCAGGGUCAUGUAGGGAUAAAAAGAACUGUAAGGUGGUCUUUUCCCAGCAGGAACUGAGGAAGCGGCUGACACCCCUGCAAUACCAUGUUACCCAGGAGAAAGGGACCGAAAGUGCCUUUGAAGGGGAAUAUACACACCACAAAGACCCUGGGAUAUAUAAAUGUGUUGUCUGUGGGACUCCAUUGUUCAAGUCAGAAACCAAAUUUGACUCUGGUUCAGGUUGGCCUUCCUUUCAUGACGUGAUCAGCUCUGAGGCCAUCGAGCUCACAGACGAUUUUUCCUAUGGGAUGCACAGGGUGGAGACAAGCUGUUCUCAGUGUGGUGCUCAUCUUGGGCACAUCUUUGACGAUGGACCUCGCCCGACCGGCAAAAGAUACUGCAUCAAUUCGGCCUCCUUGUCUUUCACCCCCACAGACAGCGGUGAGGCAGAAGGAGGCGGUGGCAGACCGAGCAGCAGCCCAGCAUCAGCGGACAGAGCAGAGCUGUAGAAUCGGGGAGAGUGGGGGAAACCAAGUGUUCUUAAUGCACAGCUGAUUGAAAACAAAAACAAACAAAAAAUUCAAACCAAAAAAAAAAAGGUUUUUCUUAACAGAGGUAUAUUUUCAGAAGCUAUAAGGGCAGCUUGUGCUAUUGAAAUCGUUCUCUCUCUCUCUCUCUCUCUCUCUCUCUCUCUCUCUCUCUCUCUCUCUCUCUCCCAGGAGUUCUGCCCAUUCAUGUAUUCUACUGUUGACUAGGUAAAGAACUGUGUGUAGGCCUUGCAAAUGGAGGCAGCUCUGUGGCCUUCUUUCACAAGCUUCUAAGUAGCCUUGGUGUUGUUUUCUCUGGGCACAGACCUCCCUUCAAUUUUGUUGUGGGUUCUCUCUCCCCUUUUGACUAAGAGCUGGAAGCUGUUUGAUCUCCUAAGGGGGAAUCAGAGAGCUGGUGCCCAGGGGCAGGGAGCAGAGCUGGAGAAGGCAGGGCAUCCAGACAUGUGGCCUUAUGAUAAAGAUGGAGUGAUGUCUUAGAUUUCUGGUCUCUGCCGAAAGUCUGAGCUAAGGUUUUUUUCUCACUGAAAGGGUGUGAAGGUUUAAAGUUGUUCCUUAUGUUAGAUUGUUACCAGAUCUGAGAGGGCUCUCUGAGGGUUGCCGCAGAGACGUAAACAUUACCUCGUGGGCAGGUCUUUAUUUUAUAUUACUUUCCAUUGAAAACAGUGGAAUGUAAGACAACUGUAAAAUGCUGCCCCCCCCUCAUGUCCAAAGCUCACAAGGAAGACCGCCUGCCUGUUGCCUUUGUGAGCCUUUCUCUCUACACCUUGUGAGAACUACAUCUGGGUGAGCAUUUUGGAAGAUUCCCCAGUGCAAAAUAAAAUAUUAGGGACAACAUACUUCAUCAAUGGGGCAGAAAAGAGAAAGAUCAGAGAAGACCAAGUCUUCUUGAAGUCUCAAAUACUAAAUAAUCCCAUGCUGUGAAAAAUCUUACAGGUAUCACACCUAACCCUAAUUCCUACACAGCAACAGGAUGCCUGUGGAAAGAUUGGGCAUUCAGACAGAAGAGUCAAGGUCAAGUUCCACACUUCACUGUGUGUACAAGGGACAAGCCAUUUAACCUCACUGUGCCUAUAUCUUCAUAUACACAAUAGGACUCUUAUAAGAUAUAUUGGUAUUCUCAGGGCAAAAUUACUAUAUCACUAUACAAUUUAGAUCAGUGCUGUAAAAUCACACUGCUCUGGUUUAAUCACCUCAGAGGCCACAGAGCAGGUGUCCUCAAAGGGAAGACGCAGAGGGACCAAAAGCCAGACUUUUUUCUCGUAGCAAAAUGGCAGGUUUUGCUUGUGAGGCUCUGCGUGGUUGCCUGAGAUUUUCACAGAGCUGAACAAGGGAGAUAGUCGUUAAUAGCGCUGUAACCAGGGUGAGUAUCGUGUCUCACAAAUAAGCAUCGUGAUUUUGAACACUGAUCCUGAAAUUCACCUUUAAAAGAUAUUUAUGUCUCUAAUUUUUUUUUUUUAAUGAAGACUGGCAUCUUUCCUCAUAAGCGCUAAAGACAAAUGGUGAGAAGGGACAUUCAACACUUGUAGACACAAUGGGGAGUGAGCACAGAGAGCUGGACAAGCGAAGGUGAGAACCAUGUCUGGAAGCUUCUGGGCUUCUCCAGGGUUCCUCCCGGAGAUCCUGGCAUUCUGGUGAGUCUUCAUCACCACACGGUUCUAGAGACACCCAUGCUCUUAACAUGGACACACAGGAAAGUGAAGGAAUAUUAGUCCCCACCCAACCAAGCCUGGGACCACUUUGGAUUUCACAGGCUUUGCUCUUCUCUAGAAACAAGAGGAAAUUUUAACCCAGGGCAUCCAGACCACUGUAGGAGUCUUUGCAGCACCGUGAAUGAUCCCAUGUGCGGUGGCUAAGGACAGACACGGGUCUCACGUGGCAUUGGUACAGCAUGACAUCCAUCCUUCAGAGACACACACAUCCCUUCCUGCACACUCCCAUCUGUGUGGUGGCCUCCCCAGGGCUCCUUGGAUAUGAGCCCUAGUGUUGGAGGAGACAAAGAAAAUAAUUCAGGAGUUUCUUCCUCCCCAGAGACUUGGGCUGUUGCUCUUCCUUCAUUUUUACAGUACUAUAGCAUUAAACACACACACACACACACACACACACACACACAGGAACCCUGCUUUCUAACUUUUACUGUUUUGCUUUUUAAAUAAAAUCCAGCUUUUUCCAGCACCAACUUUUAAAAAAUAUAUAUAAUAUCCAUUGAAAGAGAAAAGAAAGGAAAGAAGAAAGAUAUGUGCACUUGGUUUAAUUCCAGAUUGCUUUUUGGGCUUAAGUGGUAUCAGAUUUCAUUAUAUUUCUGUCUUAUGUUAAAGAAAUAUAUUGCUAAAAUGUCAGUGAGCAAUAAUAUCAGCCAUCAAGCGCCAGAUCUACUGUCAAAGGAUAUGACGUGCAGGGAACAGAGGCAGUAUGGCGAGGUGCAUGUGAUCCAUGGGAAUUCUGUGCUUUAACACAAGGGACACACUGGCUUCUCUGUCCCCAUUCCCAGCUCCCACUGCAAUGCAGGGCAAUGCAGAGAUGUGCUGGAAGGCAGGAAGUGUCUCCAUAUGAGCAUGCCGAAGAGACUGGAAGGAGGCGGCAGCAUAAGUUGUAUUCAUGUACUCAAACUUUUCACUUUUGUGUAUUUAAACUCUCAACGCAAAUGACGUAGCAAUGGGGGACAGAGCCUCCCUGUGUUGUUUAAAAUGCCUUGCUUUCAAUAUGAGAAGCCAAGAGAGCUAGUACCAUUUGUUUUGAAGGCUGUGUAUGACUCUUGACUUAGAGCGCUUUUUAACAACUUUUCUCCCAGUAAUUUAAAACUUUUGGAAAGUGACAUGAAACCUUCAUUGAAAGGCCUUUUCCUAUAUUUGUUGUAUACAGAAAUUAGGUAAUAAAGUUUCUUUAUAAGA
This is a messenger RNA of Phodopus roborovskii (desert hamster), 3682 nucleotides long. RefSeq names its product methionine sulfoxide reductase B3 (gene Msrb3). NCBI's taxonomy places the organism in Eukaryota, Metazoa, Chordata, Mammalia, Rodentia, Cricetidae. Gene Ontology annotation, cellular component: cytoplasm. The transcript has 7 exons. The record is from RefSeq and is a predicted model, not a curated record. Gene Ontology annotation, biological process: protein repair; response to oxidative stress. Bases 195 to 755 code for a protein of 186 amino acids. Gene Ontology annotation, molecular function: peptide-methionine (R)-S-oxide reductase activity.